AUGGAGCCCGUGGGCAGGAAGCGCAGCAGGAAGGCUGCCGAGGCUCAGUCGGAGGCUCAAGUAAACACAGCCCAAGGGGCCACGAAAGAAGGUUCAGGGGUCGCCUCUAACUUCCCAGGACAGCCAACCAUGGAGCCCGUGGGCAGGAAGCGCAGCAGGAGGGCUGCGGAGGCUCAGUCGGAGGCUCAAGUUAGGGCCGCCCCGGCGAAGAAGCAUACAGGAAAGGAUCCAGUCAGUGAUGAAUGUGAGGAAAGAAACCCUUUUACAGAAACAAGGGAGGAAGAUGUAACUGAUGAGCAUGGGGAAAGAGAACCUUUUGCUGAAACAGACGAGCACAUGGGGAUUCAUACCAUGGAGCUAGAAUAUAUUGCAGCUGACAUUAAAAAGGACCUUGCUGCAAAAAGAAAAACGAUAAAAAUAGAUAAAGCAGCUUACAGGAAAACCAAGAACACAAUUGAACGUGCUUUGAGAAAAAAACAACUAAAAAGGCAGAAACGUGAUUAUAGACAUACUCGGAAGUUGCUGAAUGUCCUUAAAGAAUACAUCGCAGAGAAGCAGAAAGAUGAUGAAGCAGAAGAAGCAGAAGCAGCAGAAGCUGCAGCAGCAGAAGCUGCAGCAGCAGCAGCAGAAGAAGAAGAAGUAAUAGUAGAAGAGGAAGAGGAGGAAGAGAAGGAGGAGGAGGAGGAGAAAGGAGAAGAAGAAGGAGAAGAAGAAGGAAGAGGAGGAGAAGAAGAAACAGAAGAAGAAGAAAAAGAGGAAGAGGAAGAGGAAGAAGAACUAAUUGAAGAAGAAGGAGAAGAAGAAGGAAGAGGAGGAGAAGAAGAAACAGAAGAAGAAGAAAAAGAGGAAGAGGAAGAGGAAGAAGAACGCUCCUAGAAAACAUUUCAAGAAAAACAGAAGAGGUGGCAACAACCUACAAGUGUUAGGAGCUGGAAGCUGAAAGAGAUGAAGCCGCUACUUGAGCAAUUCAUAAAGGCUACCAAGGAUGCUAAAGACAAUUAUUACAUCAUUUCUUCCGAUGAAGACAGUGAACUUGAUAACUAGCCGUGUUUUUAAAUAAAAUCGUGUCAGAACUCUUUUGGAAGAGUUGGCACUUCAUUGUCUCUUCAACCUCUGUUAUUCUGAUGACUGAAGAAAGAACUUGAACCUAUGUUAUAUGAUACAAGCACAGCUUGAGCUACAGUAAACUACAUGACAGUGUUUUGAUAAUUGUUGUAUAAAUCGGUAUAGCUCCUCUGUCAUUUGUCUGUUAAAUGCCAGACCUCGUUUCUAUGAUUUGUUGAAUGAAUCCUAGACACUUCUGUGAGAAAGCAGGGAUUGCAUAGUUAUGUACACGGUCAAUUUAAUUUUAACAUUAAAGAUAAUUUAGAUUUCGA
Nomascus leucogenys (northern white-cheeked gibbon) is the source of this 1376-nucleotide messenger RNA. It is a transcript of the gene FAM9A, whose product is annotated as family with sequence similarity 9 member A. Gene Ontology annotation, biological process: spermatid development; meiotic cell cycle. The transcript is spliced from 10 exons. NCBI's taxonomy places the organism in Eukaryota, Metazoa, Chordata, Mammalia, Primates, Hylobatidae. Gene Ontology annotation, cellular component: synaptonemal complex. The record is from RefSeq and is a predicted model, not a curated record.